This is a messenger RNA of Strongylocentrotus purpuratus (purple sea urchin), 1395 nucleotides long. RefSeq lists its product as uncharacterized. The transcript is spliced from 3 exons. The record is from RefSeq and is a predicted model, not a curated record. Bases 195 to 1091 code for a protein of 298 amino acids. Gene Ontology annotation, biological process: cell adhesion; tissue regeneration. NCBI's taxonomy places the organism in Eukaryota, Metazoa, Echinodermata, Echinoidea, Camarodonta, Strongylocentrotidae. Gene Ontology annotation, cellular component: membrane.
UUUCACGUUAUCGUUCAUCCACUCAUCAACCUGUGCAUCCAGGCAGUCAGCGGUGCGUGACAUCAUCUAUUCUCAUCACCAAGAUUUUAUUUGCUAGAGCACAUCUGAGGAUUUCAUAGACCAUCCCUGCAGACCAAGUAUUCACCUUUACAGUUGAAUCACCGAGAAAAGACACAUUUAAAGGAGCUGAUCUAAUGUUAGCUAGCCAAAGUGUUUCCCUCGCACUCUGUACUUCACGACGCAUGACGGAAGAGAUUCGCCCCGCAAGCUCCCCGCACGGAAGCGGGUCGUUGGUGGAUGGCUCAGGCGAUUCGCCACCAGCGAUGUUGAGUUCGCCAGCUGACGAGGAAAACGGUGAGCUCCUCCAGUCUUCCAGCUUCGGUGGAGAAGGAUCCAGCAAACACAGUACCCUGAGUAACAAGGACAAUGUGUCCACCCAUCAUGUUCAACUAGGCCGGCCUCAGGCACAUCCCUACCCCCACCCAGGCUCCCCACUCUCAGACGAGGAAAGCCCCUUGUUGGAGGCAAAGCGCUCUACCACCUCUAGUCGAGCAGGCAGUCGUGCUGGUAGCUCAUCGGCUAAAGGCACCUUGGCUUCUCAGAAGGGAAGAGUACACAGGCGCUCCCUGUCCAUGAUUGUGCAGCCAGGCAGUGUCAGAAGGCAUCUCAAUAUUGUAGAGAAUGAGUAUGAUGUAGAGACAGCAAUGAGUGUUCCAGCCACCCCAGUUCCUCAGAACCCUCCACCACCUCCGAUAGACUUCAACCUGUAUGCCACCAAGAAGACUAUAGCCGAGGGCUUCCUGGUGGUGGCCCUACUGGCGGCCAACGCUGCUCAACUCAAGACCAUUAUCACAGCGGGCAAAGAGAAUCAAUUCCAUGGCUUUGUGACUGCCCUGGUCAUCCUCUCCAUCGUGCUCCUCAUCAUCGUCAUCGUCUUCCUGCUCCUACUGGGCCGCGACAACCUCAACGAUGUCUACAAACAACGCAAGUUGGACUGGAUCAACAACUUUGCGACAGCGCUUGUGUUCUGCAUCGUAUUCAUGAACAUCUUUGUAUGUGCGUUUGGUAUAGAGCACACACCGCCGUCAUAGUGCUGGCUGUACGUGCCCUUGUUCUCGUACAGAGUGGGUCAUUUAGCAUUUUUCUAGUAUUUAAACAAAAAUAUAGACAUUGUAUUUUUAUGAAGAAUAAUAAGAUUGCAUUCAAUUUUGCAAUAGAAAAAUCUGCCCUUGAUAAUCAUCAUUAUUCAGUGGGCAAUGAAAGCAUUAAGAAUUUGUUGUACAUUGUAAAUGUCGACAAAAAAACAGAAAACCAGUGAGUGUUUUUGUAUGUCAAUGAGUUCUGAACACUAUUAUAAAAUGUCAAUUCAAUUUGUUUACACUUUUUCAAUUUUAG